ACACACACACACACAUACUUACUACUACGCAAAGCACCUCUCCUUCGCUCCUCUUUUACCGCUUUGUGUCAAAGUAAUAAACCAACCAACCAAACCAAAACCUCCUCUCUCAAGUUCAAACAAAAAGCCAAGUGAGUGAGUGAGUGAAUGUGUGUGAGAGAGAGAGUAAGAUAAAGAGCCCUUAGUCCUUACCCAAAUAAAUAAAAUAAACAAACAAACAAACAUCAUCGCGACUCCAGAGAGACCUGGAGAAUCGGUCUUCUCUGUGGUUGUUAAGCAAAGCAUUGUAGAAGAGGUGUUUCAAAUACUAUAGAAAGAAGAACAAGAGAAAAAAAAAAGUGUUUGUGCUUGUGUGUGUAUGUGUGUGUGGUUGUGAAGUAAAAGGAAAAAAAAAGGUGUAUAGUGAGAGAGAUGGUGGGCUCUGGAGCAUCAGACAGGAGCAAAGAAGCUGUUGGGAUGAUGGCCCUUCAUGAGACCCUCAGAAGAGUCUGUCUCAACUCAGAAUGGACUUACUCUGUCUUCUGGACCAUUCGUCCUCGCCCGAGAGUCCGAGGUGGCAAUGGCUGCAAGAUUGGAGAUGAUAAUGGCAGCUUGAUGUUGAUGUGGGAAGAUGGGUUUUGCCGAGGAAGAGGUUCAGGAUGUCUGGAAGAUAUUGAUGGAGAGGAUCCUGUCAGAAAGGCCUUCAGCAAAAUGUCCAUUCAGUUGUAUAAUUAUGGAGAAGGGUUGAUGGGGAAAGUUGCAUCUGAUAAGUGCCACAAGUGGGUCUUUAAAGAGCCCACAGAAUGUGAACCAAAUAUCUCCAACUACUGGCAGAGCUCCUUUGAUGCUCUUCCUCCUGAAUGGACAGACCAGUUUGAGUCAGGCAUUCAGACCAUAGCUGUUAUUCAAGCUGGACAUGGCCUUCUCCAACUUGGUUCUUGCAAGAUUAUUCCUGAAGACCUCCAUUUUGUGCUUAGAAUGCGACACACUUUUGAAUCCCUUGGCUACCAAUCUGGUUUCUACCUCUCUCAACUCUUCUCUUCAACAAGGAAUACUUCCUCAUCAACUUCUGUUCCUUCAAAACCAUCCACCAAUAUUCCAAUUAGGCCACCUCUUCCACUCUUCAACUGGGGUCAGAGACCACUUACUUCAGCCACUUCCAUGCUAUCCUCACCCAAUUUUCAACAUGCAGCUAGGCUUGGGUUUCCAAAAGAUGAGGCACACAUGUUCCUCAUGCCUCAUGCAUCACCUGAGGGUGCAAGAAUCGAGGACAUGAUGGGGGAGCAUGAAAACGACAUAAAAUGGCCCAAUGGAUUGUCUUUCUUCAAUGCUCUCACUGGAAGAACGGAUGAUGCUAAGCUCUUGUUCAAUCCUGAGAGCUUGGGGAACAAACCUGGUGAUCAGAAUCAGCAUCACACAAUUGGCCAAAACCGCAACUCAGAAGGCUCCAACAUGCAAAAUGCUAGUGGUGGAGCCAACCCAAAUGAGUUCUUGAGCUUGGAUAGCCACCAAGAUGAUGUAAGGAAAAUGGACAAGUUUAAGAGGAGCUUCACUCUUCCUGCAAGAGUGGCCUCAUCAUCUUCAUCCACUUCAAUGGAUCAACACCACCACCACCACCACCACCACCACCACCACCAAGGUGUGGAGUAUAGGAAUUCAGAAGGAGGUAUGUACCCGGAUGUCAUGGAAACCUUUUUGGAGUGAAUUGAGGUGGAGAAAAAGGUGAGUUUUUAGUAGGGGAAAUAAUGAAAAAUGAAAGAUGAGAAUUUGUAUCUAGGAAAAAGUUACUACUUGUGUUCCUUUUUCAUGUGUUGGCUUUUCACUUUCUACCUUGUGUUUCUUCUGUCUUCCACUUAAUGAGACUUGAUUAAUGAUCAUUUGUUUGUUUCUUCUAGUUUAAUUAGACAUAAAGUUUUUCA
Molecule: messenger RNA, 1898 nt
Organism: Glycine soja
Lineage: Eukaryota; Viridiplantae; Streptophyta; Magnoliopsida; Fabales; Fabaceae
Product: protein RICE SALT SENSITIVE 3-like
Exons: 7
Coding region: 412-1683 (423 amino acids)
Source: RefSeq, a predicted model, not a curated record